GAUUGGUCAUCCACCCGCCGCUCUGCGCGGCGCCGGCUCCGCCCCCGUCGGGUGUUUGUGGUGGGGCUGCGGAGUCGCCGAUCCCGCCGGAAGCGCCAGGACAAUGGGGACCCGGGACGACGAGUACGACUACUUAUUCAAAGUGGUACUCAUUGGGGACUCGGGCGUGGGGAAGAGCAACCUGCUAUCACGCUUCACCCGCAACGAGUUCAACCUGGAGAGCAAGAGCACCAUUGGCGUGGAGUUUGCCACCCGCAGCAUCCAGGUGGACGGCAAGACCAUCAAGGCGCAGAUCUGGGACACUGCUGGCCAGGAGCGCUACCGGGCCAUCACCUCCGCGUACUACCGCGGCGCAGUGGGUGCGCUGCUCGUGUACGACAUCGCCAAGCACCUGACCUACGAGAACGUGGAGCGCUGGCUGAAGGAGCUGCGGGACCACGCUGACAGCAACAUCGUCAUCAUGCUCGUGGGCAACAAGAGUGACCUUCGCCACCUGCGGGCUGUGCCCACUGACGAGGCUCGUGCCUUUGCAGAAAAGAACAACUUGUCUUUCAUUGAGACCUCAGCAUUGGAUUCCACCAACGUCGAGGAAGCUUUCAAGAACAUCCUCACAGAGAUCUACCGCAUCGUGUCUCAGAAGCAGAUCGCGGACCGCGCAGCCCACGACGAGUCCCCCGGCAACAACGUGGUGGACAUCAGCGUGCCGCCCACCACUGACGGACAGAAACCCAGCAAGCUGCAGUGUUGCCAGAACCUGUGAGCGCCCUGCGCCCCGCGCGAGCGCAGGCGUCCUCAUCCUCUGCCCGCCCCGCCCCGCGCUGCGCUCCCCGGCCCCGCCCUCUCCGUCCCUCCGUGACCGUGACCGGCUCCUGCCCUCACAUCCAGCUCCGCAUGGCUGGCGGGGGCCCAGGAAGAACAGGAGUUGAGUGGCACCUGCUCUCCCGCUCGAGGAAAGCCAGACGCCCGGGUCGCCACGCCUGCUUUUCUGGGGUCCCGGUGUGCAUCCCGGCGGGCCAGGGAGGGUGGCAGCCUAGAAGGGCCGGUCAGAGGCAAGGAGGAGGGGCGCGCCAAGCGGGCUUCUCCAGCUUUCCAUGGCAGACUCCAGGGAGCGAUUGCCUCCCUCCCUCUGUGGCCAGUUGGCCCCACCGGUCCCCCCAUCCCCAUCCAGAACCCCCUUCCGAGCUGAUGCUCGAAGAGCAAGGCGCCAGGGGGCCGGGACAGGCGGACACUCUUGGCUCCCGGCCCCCCUGCUCCCCCACGCACAGCCAGCACCGGCACACGCCUUCGACUCUCCCGUGCGUGCGCGACUCCAGCUCCUGCCUGUAGAUUUAUGCUGGGGGAAGACCCCUCUCCCCCCUCCCUCCUUUUUUGCACGCAGCGCGCUCUCCAGCCCCUCCCUGUGCCCCUCUCUGUCUUGUCUCCCGUCUGGUCAGGAACCCGUUUGCAAGUGAAGCAAUAUCUCCGUGUUUUGUAUAUACAACCGCUCUUGUAGCCUUUGGUUUUUUUGUUAUUGUAGAGAAACAGAUUCUUUAUACACUUUGUAAGAUUGACGCCAAACCCCAGCUCUCGAUCUCUUCUUCUCCCUGUAGCCCCCCGCACUGUUGCCCUGAUGCCUCAUUUCUCCCGCCCGUUACUAAAAUGUAUAAUCCGACUUCCUGUACAGAAACCUGCCGCUGCGCCUUUGUCUUCAUUCUCUCCGCCAGGCGGCCACGCCUGGGCCCCCUGCUUCCCGAGGCACACGUCCUGCUGCGGGCUGCCUCCACCUGGCUCAGCCCCGCAGGGAGCUAGAAGACCAGGUCCAAGCACCACCUGGGACAGUGCGGAGGCCCACGAGCUGGGCGCAGGGCCCUUGGCCUGCGGGGGAGGGGUGGGUACCCUCUCCUAGCUGACCCUGUGGCUGGGGGAUGUAUUCAACUUCUUCUGGGAGAUGAGGAUGCCCCUUGGCAGGGGCUGAGCUGUACCUACUGCUCCCUGUUCCCAGCCCUGGGAUUGGACUGUCCCCGCUUCCGUCUGCUGCCCGUGGCUGCUACCUCCUCUGGGGUCCUGCCAAGGACAGGCAAAAGGGGCUCAUCCAGGGGACGUUGGUCAUGCCGCUGCCACCCCAGCUCGCCUGAUCCCAGGCUGACCUUUAAGGAGGCCCAAAGGGAGGAUGCUGGUGAUGGAGGGGAGGCAGGUGGCCUGGAGUUUCUCUGCCUCUGCCCAGGAUCCAGCUUCUCCCCUGGUCCAUGUGGGCAGAGAUGGCCUGAGGGCCAUUUGUCACUAUGGAGGAAGUGUCGCUAUCUCCCCCCACCCUGAUCCCUGCCCUGACCAUGUGACCCAAUGUGUCCUCUCCAGAGGACACUCACCAGAGUGCCUGCCCCUGUUCUAGAAGCUCUACCCUCUGGCUGAAGCCACUUAUACCCUUGACCCCUAGAAGAACCGGCAGAGACCAGGGUCUACUCCCUCCCAAUGUCAGGCUUUGGCUGUCCUGCCUGGCUAGCUGGGCAAACCCAGGCAGUGUUUCCAGAGGAGCCCUGAGACACAGGGGGCUGUUCGGUAGGGAAGCUGGAGUGACCCAAGGUGUGUGCUCCAGGCCAGGGGACAUCCUGAGCCAAGGCCAGCAACAGGACAGCGCGGGAUCUAGUAGGCCACACAUACUCCAGUGGCCAUUCACUCAGAUCCUGGGGGCGCUGAAUCUGGAUUCGGGCAGGGUGCGCAUGGGAGGGCAGAGAGAGGGCAAAGGCUUCAGGGAGUCCCAGUGAAGUAAUGAGGCACCCUGGAAGGUUUCAGGCAGUCCAGAGAUUAGAUCUUUCCUGCACCUCCGUGGACUGGCCAGGCCCGAGGCACAUACAAGGAAACAAGACUGACAGCAGCACUGUCCCCCUGAGGGUCACAGUCCAGCCAUGUCGUUUCAGUUACUCUGAUUUCCGUGAUGUAGGAAGCCCAGCAUGUCCCUCAGUGCCAGGCCCUGUUCGUUAGUCUUUCCGUAAUGGCAAAAUAGACAUCAUAUUGGCCAUCUUGACCAUUUUUCAGCGUACAGCUCAGAGUACAUUGUUUUGAGCAACGGCCCCCACCAUCCGUCUCCAGAACUCUUUGUCUUGGAAAACUGAGACUCUGGCCCCGUGAAAUACCAUCUCCCCACACCACCACCCCUGCCCCAUCCCUGGCACCCGCCGUCUACUUCCUGUCUGUGAAUCUGACUCCUCGAGUGGACCUCCUGUAAGUGGAAUCAUACACCAUUGUUCUUUCGUGACCGGCUUAUUUCACUUAGUACAAUGUCUUCAGGGUUCUUUGGUGUUGCAGUGGAUGUUAGGCUUUCCCUUCUAAUCAAAGGCUGAACGAUCAUGCCUUGUACGGACGUCCCACUUCCCAUUUAUCCAUUCAUCCAUCAGCGGGUAUUUGGGUUGCUUCCACUUGCUGGGGGUCGUGCACCAUGCUGUGAUGAACGCGGGUGUACAAUAGGUGCUCAGGUCCCUGGUUUCCAUUCUUUUGGGUAGAUAGUCAAAAAUGAGAUCGCUGGGUCACUGGGUAACUCUGGGUUUAAUUUUUCCAUAAACUGUGUUAACCUAAAUAUAUUAUGUCAUUUAAAAGUGGAGAGGGGCGCCUGGGUGGCUCAGACGGUUAAGCGUCCUUCUUCAGCUCGGGUCAUGAUCCCAGGAUUGUGGGAACCAGUCCCACAUCAGGCUCCUCGCUCAGUGGGGAGUCUGCUGCUGCUGCUUCUGCCUGCGGCUCCCCUGGCUUGUGCUCUCGUUCUCUCACAAAUAAAUAAAAUCUUAAAAAAAAAAAAAAA
Messenger RNA from Mustela lutreola (European mink), 3769 nucleotides. It is a transcript of the gene RAB11B, whose product is annotated as RAB11B, member RAS oncogene family. The transcript is spliced from 5 exons. Bases 104 to 760 code for a protein of 218 amino acids. Gene Ontology annotation, cellular component: recycling endosome. Lineage: Eukaryota; Metazoa; Chordata; Mammalia; Carnivora; Mustelidae. The record is from RefSeq and is a predicted model, not a curated record. Gene Ontology annotation, biological process: regulated exocytosis; constitutive secretory pathway. Gene Ontology annotation, molecular function: GTPase activity; GTP binding.